Neoarius graeffei (lesser salmon catfish) is the source of this 1045-nucleotide messenger RNA. RefSeq lists its product as uncharacterized. Gene Ontology annotation, biological process: regulation of neuroinflammatory response. Gene Ontology annotation, molecular function: signaling receptor activity. NCBI's taxonomy places the organism in Eukaryota, Metazoa, Chordata, Actinopteri, Siluriformes, Ariidae. The transcript is spliced from 6 exons. The record is from RefSeq and is a predicted model, not a curated record. The coding region runs from base 1 to 918 and encodes 305 amino acids.
AUGCUCAAUUUCACAACUAGAAAAAGAUCUAAAGAGCUUGACUUGAUAUCUGUUUGCAGGAAUGAAUCUGUUGAAUUGGGGACCACUGUCACCUUAAACUGCACCAACACAAAGAUCGCAUGGAAUGACGUGAUUUUUGUCAUCUGGAAAAUUAAUUUGCAAAACAAAAAUUGUAGAAUUGCUCUGGCUAAAUAUGACCCCGACCACGACAGCUGUAAUGAUGGGAAAAAGCAGACCCACACAGCAGAUGGAAUGUAUCACCUGAUCAUCCCAAAUUUUUCCAUCCGAGAUGAAGGAAAUUACACCUGUGACUUUUCAUACCAAUCAGGUGGUUUGAUUGAAAAAAUCACAGUCUCUGCAUGGGCCCGUCCAAAUGUUUCUGGCUGGCUGGAAUAUGAGCAUGGACACACUGUCGCUGUGUGUGAAGCUACAAGUAAACAACUAGCCUCUAUCCAUUGGGAAACACCGUGGAACCUGUCCACUCCCAUCACACAAGUAUCUGAGACUCCAGGGCAGCUUUCCACAGUGAUUAGCCGCUUACAUCUUCCUCAACAUGCUUCUCAUAGAAACCUCACUUGUGUGGCCACUGCCAAUGACUUCAAGCGCUUCAAGACUCAAUUUAGCAACUUCACGUUUAGAGAUACACAUGUUGGAAGGUUCUUUAUUCUUGUGGGAAUUUAUGUUACAUGCGCCAUCAUUGCUUCAUUAACUGGACACUACAUCAUGCAGAAAAAAGUCAUAAAGCUUCGAAACCUUUGCUGUAAACCUGAUACACAACAGCCUAACGAUCCUGAUGAAUUGCAGCACUACGCCACGUGUGGGCCAGGAGCCAUCUACAACUCUCUGUGGACCCCUUCAGUGCUUGAAACACAUGAUCACACACACACAUACGAAAGUAUCUCAACAAAAUUUCAAUAAAAGCAGAUUUGUUUAUGCAUACUGAAAUGUGUAGAGGUUUGUACUCAGCAAAGGUACUUCAUGCAGACUCAGUGCACACCUACUCUUUGGGUAAAAUUGAGAUAAAAUUGAGCAUCCUCCAACAUAC